Molecule: messenger RNA, 2442 nt
Organism: Protobothrops mucrosquamatus (brown spotted pit viper)
Lineage: Eukaryota; Metazoa; Chordata; Lepidosauria; Squamata; Viperidae
Gene: EML2
Product: EMAP like 2
Exons: 22
Coding region: 1-2442 (813 amino acids)
Biological process (GO): microtubule cytoskeleton organization
Cellular component (GO): mitotic spindle
Molecular function (GO): microtubule binding
Source: RefSeq, a predicted model, not a curated record
AUGGCCGAGGGGAUCCCCGCCUGCGGGCGCCUCUACGACACCUCCUUGCUGCUGCAGUUCUGCAACGAUGACAACCUGUCCGGCCUCAGCAGCAUGGAAGUGGACGACCGCAUCUCCUACCUGGAGCAGCGCCUGCAGCUGCAGGAGGACGAGAUCCAGGUGCUGAAGGCGGCCUUGGCUGACGUCCUGCGGCGCCUGAGCACCUGCGAGGAGAACGGGCUCAGCCUCUCCAAGCGGGGGUCCCCAUCUGACCCCUGUCCUGUCUCUCCUGCAGUUUACCAGCUGCUGCGGGGGCUGCCCUCCAGGCCCACCCUGAGCAAUGGGGUCGUCCCGCACAGGAGAGGCUACGCCACCUCCCCCUCGUCCCCCAAGAGGGAACUCCUUCCUGGAAAAAGCGGGCACAGUAGCUGCCCCUCGCCGGAGCGCCCCGCCUCGCUCAAGCGCGAGAGUUUCAAGGACCAGAGGAGCCGCACCACUUCCUCCAGCAGCUCCUGCAGCGGCAAACGCGACGGCAAACCAAAAGAAGCCAUCUUCAAUGCUGAGGAUGGUUACGUGAAAAUGUUCCUGCGGGGACGGCCCAUCCCCAUGUUUGUCCCCGAUGCCGUGGUGGCCACCUACAGCCUGGACGCCAAGCUGGAGCUGCCGCACAAGAAGCUGAAGCUGGACUGGGUGUACGGGUAUCGGGGCCGUGACUGCCGGGCCAACCUUUUCCUGCUGCCCACGGGGGAGAUUGUCUAUUUCGUGGCUGCCGUGGCCGUCCUUUACAACGUGGAAGAGCAGCGACAGCGCCACUACCUGGGCCACACCGACGAUAUCAAGUGUUUGACUGUGCAUCCAGACAUGGUGACUGUAGCAACCGGACAGGUGGCCGGGACGUCAAAGGACGGCAAGGCGUUGCCGCCCCAGGUGCGCAUCUGGGAUUCCGUGAGCCUCAACACCCUCCACGUCCUGGGGCCUGGACCUUUCGACCGAGCAGUCACCUGCGUGGGAUUCUCCAAGUCUAACGGGGGUGGCCUCCUGUGUGCCGUGGAUGACUCCAACGACCACGUGCUCUCCGUCUGGGACUGGCAGAAGGAGCAGAAGCUGGCUGACGUGAAGUGUUCCAAUGAGUCCGUGCUGGCCGCCACGUUCCACCCCACGGAGCCCACACUCCUCAUCACCUGUGGAAAAUCCCACAUCCACUUCUGGACCCUGGAAGGUGGCAGCCUCAGCAAAAGGCAGGGCAUCUUUGAGAAACACGAGAAGCCCAAGUAUGUCCUCUGCGUGGCCUUUACAGAAAACGGGGACACGGUGACCGGCGACUCCGGGGGCAACCUUUACAUCUGGGGCAAAGGGGGGAACCGGAUCUGCCACGCGGUGCCCGGCGCCCACGAGGGGGGCAUCUUCGGCCUCUGUGUGCUGCGGAAUGGGACCAUCCUCACGGGGGGCGGCCGAGACCGCCGGGUGGUGCUUUGGGGACGGGAUUAUCAGAAGCUGCAGGAGAACGAGGUCCCGGAUGGCUUCGGACCAGUGCGCACCAUUGCUGAAGGGAAGGGCGACUCGCUCUUUGUGGGCACCACUCGCAACUCUGUGCUACAGGGGUCCUUGUCGACCGGCUUCUCUCUCCUGGUGCAGGGACACACCGAAGAGCUUUGGGGCCUGGCCACCCACCCCACCGUGGACCAGUUCCUGACCUGUGGGCAGGACAAGCAGGUCCACCUGUGGAGUGUGGCCACCCACCAGCCUCUGUGGAGCAAGGGAAUUGAGGAUGCAGCUCGCUCGGCUGGCUUCCACCCCAACGGUUCGGUACUGGUGGUGGGCACUGUCACGGGCAGGUGGCUAGUGCUGGACACGGAGACCCGGGACCUGGUGGCCAUUCACACGGACGGAGGAGAGCCCAUCUCUGUGGUCAGCUUUUCCCCAGACGGGAAGUACCUGGCUUUGGGUUCCCAUGAUAACUUUGUCUACAUCUACCUGGUUUCCGAGGGUGGCAGGAAGUACGGUCGGGUUGGCAAAUGCUCGGGUCACUCCAGCUUCAUCACCCAUCUGGACUGGGCCUUUGACAGCAGCUGCCUGGUCACCAAUUCGGGGGAUUAUGAGAUUCUCUAUUGGGAUCCCUCCACCUGCCGGCAAGUCACCAGCGCGGAGGCUGUGCGCAACCUGGAGUGGGCUACCGCCACCUGCGUGCUGGGCUUCGGGGUGUUUGGGAUCUGGCCGGAGGGGGCGGAUGGCACCGACAUCAACGCCGUGUGCCGCUCCCACGAGGGCAAGCUCCUGGCGUCGGCUGACGACUUCGGCAAAGUGCACUUGUUCUCCUACCCCUGCUGCCAGCCGCGGGGCCCCAGCCACACCUACAGCGGGCACAGCAGCCACGUCACCAACAUCGCCUUCCUCCACGACGACAGCCUGCUGCUCUCCACCGGUGGGGUGGACACCAGUGUCCUCCAGUGGCGCCUCGUGUAG